AACCCUAAAAAUGAUCAACAUUCAGACUAUAGAAAAUGUUGCGGACUGCACACCGCUUUAUUUGCCGCACAGCUUGUACCUCAAGCCUUUGGCUAAAAUGCAAAUAUCAGUUGCAUUGCCCGAAAAAAUCAAAACCGGCAAAUCCGUAUCGAAUCUUGAGAUAAUGGAUAAACUUAGUGCAGAGCUGAAACCAGAUAAAUUUCUGGUACUCAGGGUCUCGAAGACCACGGUAAACUACAUACGCUUUGAGGCAGAGCUGGACGAACGGAAACGUUUGCGUUUGGCCAUUGAGCGCCUAGAUGGGAUCGUAUUGCGGUUGUCCGGCUUCGGUGAUUCCUUUCGGGUGCGCUGCACCGAGGCCAAGGACGAGUUUCCCACCCGUCACGAUUGGGACUCAUACUUCCGAGAUGCCCGAAACAUGGAUGAAAUGAAAGCGGGCGAACGACCAGAUACCAUACAUCUAACUCAUUUGCCCAUUCGGUGGUUCUGCCCACGACAUGCGGAGCACGAAGAGCAUGUAAAACCGAGCGAGAGCAUCUUUAAGCGAAUUUUUGAGAAAUUUGGGCCUGUCCGUGCCGUUGAUAUACCUAUUUGUGACGUAUAUAGAAAGAGCAUGCCGCCGGAUAUAAGCGGGAUGCGAACCUUUAGUUACGAGCAGGAUGUGCUCUUCGAAGCCUAUGUCCAAUUCGAGGAAUACUCGAGCUUUGUGCGCGCCAUGGAUGAAUUCCGAGGCAUGAAACUGGUGCGGAAAUUCGUCGACAAAACGCAAGCCAUCAACAUUAAUGUUAACUUUGACAAACAGAAGCAUUUAAGCGAUUCGCAUGUGCAGAGACGUGAACGUAUGAGAAAACGCUGUAUAGCAAAAGCCCAAGCCGAGGAAGAAGAGCUCGAGCGGGAGAAAAAAAAGCAAAAAGAGCUACAAGAACUUGAAAGGCAAAAGCAAGAGCAAUUGAAAUUAUCGGAAUUGGAAAAGCAGCGAGAGCGAGAAGAGAAACGCAAGGAGAAGCAUCUGAAAAAGAUACAAGAACGCGGCCAAGUGGAGAUCUCCCAAAAGAUACGCGUCGAAGAGCGUAAGCUGAUAAUAGCGCAGCGAAAACUGGAAAGCAUUCGAAUACUGGAGCAGGUAUUCGAGCGCAUACAGCUGAAACAAAGGGAAAAGAAGCAGCGUGGACACCACGAUGAAGAGAAAGACUUACAGCGUGGUCGUUUAGUCGAAAAGUACAAAUGUGCCACGGAGAAAUUGGUCUGUGACCAGCGCAAGAUUGUGCAAGAAAUCAAGACUAAUACCCCGUUAAUGGGCUUGCUCAAGAGUAAGUCCAAGAAGAUUGGGACGGUCGCAGCCAGCAGCGAGGAGGAAGAUUCAGCUACUACAAUCAAAAAGCAGAAGCUUAACGGGAACUUUAUCGGUGCAAACGCAAAUGCAGGAGCAGAUGCCGCUCUGUCGAAUUCCAAUGCAGUGCUCAACCCUUUCAAGGCAGUCACAGCUGCGUUGGCCGCCGGCGUUGUGCCGGGCCCAUCUGCAGCUGCUGCUUACAAUGGUGCGGCUGAGGCAGCCAGCGAAUGGAUGAAAUCUCUUUCCAUGUUCGGCUUAGGCAUGCCCCCCGUUUUUCCAGGCACGGCACUUUACCGUGCACCUGGACCGUCGCCAUUUGCUAUGUCCAGCAAUUAUCGUGGAUUUGCCUCGCGUGGUCGUGGCCGUGGACGCGGCCGGGGCAUGCGCGGCAGUCAUUCCUUCUCCUAUUACAAUCCUAAGCAAUACGAUAACGAUCGAUACGAAGACGAUGAUGGGGGCGAUGGCUAUUAUCACAAGGUGUCGCGAGGAAGAAAUCGUUCACGCUCCACUUCAUACUCACGUAGUCGGAGUCGCUCUCGAGGUCGUCGUCUUAUUUGUCGGUCCAGACGCAGUCGGAGCCGUAGUCGUAGUUGCUCGAAAUAUCGGAAACCCUCCUAUUCCUCGCGUUCAAGACGCAGCUACAGUCGAUCACAUUCGCGUAGUCGUAGCAAAUCACUAGUUCAGCGUAAGAAUCGAAAAUUAGCCUCAACGCGACGCUCACGGUCCAGCAGCUACUCCAGUUCACGCUCCGCUUCCCGCUCUUCUCGUCGCUCUAAUUCACACCGAGAUCGGCGCACUAGUAAUCGUUUCAAGAGUCGCAGUCGUAGUAGGAGCUGCAGUAAUUCUUCGAAACGGGUCGUUUUGGAAGCUGCUAAGCUAGUGGCAUCUGCAGAGCACAUACAGCGCACCAUUGAACAGCACACAAAGGAUCGCAUGCGGGAGGAGGUGCGCGAGAUAAAACAAACGUUUCGGCACCAGCGUAAGAGCAACCAAAGGGACGAGGACCCGGCGCCUCUUUCAACGGAUUCUGGAGGAGGAUCAAAGCAAAGGACAUGACAAGCGAGUUAGUCGCCGUAAUAUUUGCAGCUUAGACUCAUCAUACGAUUUCAGCUAACAGAGGUCACAAUGAACUAACGUGUAAAUAACUAUCA
Drosophila navojoa is the source of this 2484-nucleotide messenger RNA. RefSeq names its product A-kinase anchor protein 17A (gene Xe7). The record is from RefSeq and is a predicted model, not a curated record. NCBI's taxonomy places the organism in Eukaryota, Metazoa, Arthropoda, Insecta, Diptera, Drosophilidae.